CAAAUCCAGAAUUUUGAAAAAGGCAAGGGAUCCCAGAUUCCCAAAUCCCCAACGGUCUAAAAUUGUUGAAAGCACUCAAAAGCUGGAGAUAGAGCCGUACAGUUCUCUGCUUUUUCGCAGCGCCUCCCAUCUGUUUGUUUUUUUUCCUCUGAGACAGAGGCAGACCAAAACACACACAAAUUGAGGGAGAGAAGAGUUUUCAAAGAGGACCCUUUUAUACUCCCAUAAUAACAAAACCCAUAUUAGACAACAUAUUCGGUUCGUGUGUGAAGCUUUUUUUCUUGACGAGACGCCAAGAUCAACAUUUUUUUUUCAUCUCUGGUGCUAAAUUUCAAUACCCAUCUGGUACAAUCAUUGAAUCGUUGCAUAGAUUUCACUAAGACGUUGGACUAAAAAAUAUUCGUGUUGAUAUAUAGGAAUUUUAGUAUAUUGUCAAAAUGUUUGGGUUUAUGAAAUCACCUGUGAACAAGGUUUUUAGGCAGAAAUCAGUGGAGCCUGGAUUUCCGGCUUCUUCUAGUUCUAAUCCUUUUGAUUCAGAUACUGAAUCUGAUGCCACUCAUACUAAACCUGCAAAACGAACCUCUUCCGAACCUAUGUUAAUAACCCCAAAUUUUAAUACCAACCCUUUUGAUGAUGAUGAUGAUGGGAGAAGAGGGGCUUCUUCAUCAUCAUCCUCAUAUUCUGGAUCUGCAGCAGCAAAAGACAGAUACAGAAAUGAUUUCCAUGACUCAGGAGGAUUACAGAACCAGAGUGUACAGGAUCUGGAGAAUUAUGCUGUGUACAAAGCUGAAGAGACAACAAAGACAACUAACAAUUGCCUGAAGCUUGCAGAGGAAAUAAGGGAGGAUGCUACUAAGACCCUUGAUAUGUUGCAUCAUCAGGGUGAGCAAAUCACAAGAACACACCAGAUGGCUGCUGAUACGGAUAAGGAUCUGAGUCGGGGAGAGAAGCUUUUAAAUAACCUUGGUGGCAUGUUCUCUAAGACUUGGAAGCCAAAGAAGACCAGGGAGAUUACAGGGCCUAUAAUUACAGCAGAUAAUUUAUCCAAAAGAAGUGUAAACCACUCAGAGCAGAGGGAAAAGUUGGGUUUAGCUCAUGUACCCAAAGGACGGUCAGCUUCUCGAACAACUCCUCCUGAACCAACAAACGCCUUGCAGAAAGUUGAGGUGGAGAAGGCAAAGCAAGAUGAUGCCCUUUCGGAUCUAAGUAAUAUCUUGGGUGAUUUGAAGAGUAUGGCAGCUGACAUGGGAGGCGAGCUUGACAGGCAAAAUAAAUCUCUUAAUCAUCUUGAUGAUGACGUGGAUGAGCUGAACCACCGAGUGAAAGGUGCCAACCAACGUACACGCCGUUUGCUUGGGAAGUGAUGGUUGAUAGUGGUUCAAUCACCCAGCUUGUUCUUUCAACUUUUCUACUGUCAUAUUUUUGUUUUUCCCCCUUCUGGUUAAUGUUGUCCUUAUUGAUAUUUCUAGUUUUCUUCCCAUUUGUAUUCAAGCAAUUAUGAGUUUUUUUAUUUUUUAUUUUUUAUUUUUUACCACAAUGUUACUUUUCUUUGUCAAUUCCUUUGAAUCUUGGUGCCCCCAAUGCCUAGAAGAAUUAAUACAAUUUACAUAUGAUGUCAUGGCUA
Messenger RNA from Quercus robur (English oak), 1624 nucleotides. RefSeq names its product putative SNAP25 homologous protein SNAP30. Gene Ontology annotation, cellular component: SNARE complex; plasma membrane. Gene Ontology annotation, molecular function: SNAP receptor activity. The transcript has 6 exons. The record is from RefSeq and is a predicted model, not a curated record. Bases 438 to 1364 code for a protein of 308 amino acids. Lineage: Eukaryota; Viridiplantae; Streptophyta; Magnoliopsida; Fagales; Fagaceae.